Molecule: messenger RNA, 2719 nt
Organism: Nicotiana attenuata
Lineage: Eukaryota; Viridiplantae; Streptophyta; Magnoliopsida; Solanales; Solanaceae
Product: probable aminopyrimidine aminohydrolase, mitochondrial
Exons: 6
Coding region: 433-2112 (559 amino acids)
Cellular component (GO): cytosol
Source: RefSeq, a predicted model, not a curated record
AAUCCCUUUGUCCCAACACCCACCCACCCCCUUCUUUCAUUCCUUGCUUUCUCCAACACGUCACGGUUCUUCUCCUCCUCUCCUUCUUCUUCAUCUCUACACUUGUUCUUUCUUUUGUCAAAGGAGUCGACCUUUGAAUUGAAUUUACCCAUUAAUCCGUGAGUGACCUACUCGGACUUAGUCCCCUUCCUUUACUCUUUCUCACUACACAAACGCGCAUUCCCAUUUGUGGUGAGACCCAAUAUCUAUAAAAACGCCCACUUUUCUCACGUCUCUUACACGCCCUUUUCGACCCAAAAUCUUGACUAAGUUACAUUCCAUAAACAUAGGUGUUUAGAUAAAUCUGAACUGACGGGUCAAAGUUGUUUACAAAGUUCACAUCUUUUUUAGCAAAUAAGUAUUGCUACUUUUGGUUAGAAGCUAAGAUUUGAUAUGGAAGGAUUUCAAGCAACCCCAGAUGAUGGUGGGAUAGCAAAGAGGCUUUGGGUCAAGUUCAAGAACGAAUCACUUUGUGCUCUUUAUACUCCUUUUAUUGUGUGUUUGGCAUCUGGGACUUUGGAUUCUAAAUCAUUUCUUCACUGUAUUUCUCAAGAUGUCUAUUUCCUUCAAGCUUUUGCUAAGGCUUAUGAGAUGGCGGAGGAUUUUGCGGAUGACGACGAAGACAAGGAAGCUAUCCGUGAAUUGAGAAAGCGUGUUUUGAGGAAGCUUAAAGAUCAAGAUGAUCUUGUGCGGGAAUGGGGCUUUGAACUUCCAAAUAAUAGCACUUGUGACAGUGCCACAGUUAGAUACACUGACUUUUUGCUGGCCACAGCAGCAGGAAAAGUUGAAGGGGAAAAGUUUACCGGUAAAAUUGUGACCCCUUUUGAGAAGACAAGGCUUGCGGCUUAUGCACUUAGUGCAAUUGCACCCUGUAUGAGGCUUUACAGCUUUCUUAGCAAGGAGAUUAAGUCUGUUUUGGUCCCUGAAGAGAACAAUAACAUCUAUGAGAGAUGGAUUGACUGUCUAUGUUCAGAAAGUUUUGAGGCAUAUGCUUCAAGGAUUGAGGACCUACUGGAUAAACUAAGUGUUUGUUUGACUGGCGAAGAACUUGAUGUUGUGGAAAGGCUGUAUCACCAAGCUAUGAAACUUGAAUUGGAAUUUAUCUCUGCUCAGCCAAUUACCCAGUCCACUGUAACCCCCAUUUCUCAAGUCCAAGAACCAGCAGGAUGCAAUCUUACAAUGUUUUGUGAUUUUGACAUGACGUGCAGUGCUGUUGAUUCAUCUGCCCUUUUGGCUGAUGUUGCCAUCAUAGCAGCAGCAAAGAGUGAUCUAGAUGAUUGUGAAACCCUGUACCCUCGUGUUUCUGCAGCUGAUCUUCGGGCCACUUGGAGCAAUCUUUCCAGCAAGUAUAUUGAGGAAUACGAGCAAUGCAUAGAAAGCAUCAUACCUAGUGAAACAGUUGGGAGAUUUGAUUAUGAGGGUCUGUGUAAAGCACUAGAGCAGCUGUCUGAUUUUGAAAGGAGAGCAAAUGAUAUGGUGGUUCAUUCUGGUGUAUUAAGAGGGUUGAGUCAGGAAGACAUAAAACGGGCUGGGGAACGCCUCAUCUUUCAAAAUGGUUGCAAAAACAUUUUUCAAGAAAUACUUAGAAGUGAAAACUUGCAUGCAGAUGUUCAUGUACUGUCAUACUGUUGGUCCGGAGAUCUCAUCAGAUCAGCUUUUUCAUCAGCAGGGGUCUUACCAGUGUUAAAUGUGCACUCAAAUGAGUUACCUUAUGAAGGAUCUGUUACCACUGGUGACAUGAUUAAGAAGAUGGAAUCUCCUAUGGACAAGCUUCAAGCCUUUAAUGACAUCCUGAAGUCCCGUGACAUUAAUGGCAAACAUACUACAGUGUAUGUUGGAGGCUCCGUCGGUGACUUGCUUUGCCUGCUCAAUGCAGAUGUGGGGAUUGUGAUUGGUCUGAGUGCUGGCCUUAGAAGACUAGGUGAACAAUUCGGUAUUUCUUUUGUUCCAUUGUUCUCCGGUUUGGUAACAAAACAGAGGGAACUAGCUGAAGGUGGUUUGAAGGGAAUGUCUGGCAUUCUUUACACUGUCUCCAGUUGGUCUGAGAUACAUGCAUUCAUUUUGGGAUUAUAGACUUCCAAGCCCCCGGCCAUUUAGCUGCUCCCUGAAGCCAUGUGUCACAGGGUAAUGGGGGUUGGUCCUGAGAAUAACAAGCAUAUAGAUUAGGUUGUGUCGUCUAAGAUGUGGCUAAUCAAAUUACAUGGUCCAUGUGUCAGUCCUUGGUCAUUUUUUUGUUGAAGGACUAGUAGCCUGUGUAAAGUUAUACUGUCUGGGUGAUUUUUAGGGCCCAAGGCAAUUCGGUCACUCCAGGCAAUUAGUACUAUAGUUUGUUUCCUUUGCGCUACUCACCUCGUGUUUUAAAGCAUUGUAGUUGAUCGCGUUCUCAAGCUUUUGACGGUGAGAAGUAUGAGACAUUGUGAAUCUGCCUCGGUGUAAAUCCUGAAUAUGAGGUGAUUUUAUUAGGAAUCUCAUUUUCAGGAUAUUGUUGCUUUACAUAUAUUUUAGUAAGGCAACAUGGAAAAGUCAAUUGUUUGUCAGGUUAUUUACUUGUAAACUGAACAUAAUUGAUUUGAAUCUUUUUUUUCCUUGAGUAAUGAACUAUGAUGGGAAUGUUUUAUUUUCCCAUUUGUCAAAUGUGUAUCUCAUGAAAGGUUGCUUAAUGAAUGCUUUGAUUUUCCAA